Molecule: messenger RNA, 2137 nt
Organism: Raphanus sativus (radish)
Lineage: Eukaryota; Viridiplantae; Streptophyta; Magnoliopsida; Brassicales; Brassicaceae
Product: putative pentatricopeptide repeat-containing protein At3g47840
Exons: 1
Coding region: 12-2114 (700 amino acids)
Biological process (GO): RNA modification
Molecular function (GO): RNA binding; protein binding
Source: RefSeq, a predicted model, not a curated record
CACCCACUUACAUGACUGUUAUGAGAAAUGGCGGCAGAUUCCGACAGUUUUGUACAGCUUCGGUUUCUUUGCUUGAGAAGCAUGUCGACAAGUUUGUGCACCAAACCCGCAUCUCAAAUCAGGUGGUUUCUUUCGAUGCGAAUUAUCAACUCCGUAAUCUCAUCGAUUCAGGGAACCUGCGAGAUGCUCGCAAAGUGUUCGAUAAAAUGCCACACAGAGAUGUCUUUUCAUGGACAGCCAUCAUUCAGGGAUACAUAGCUGCAACAAACUACGACGAAGCACUGAUUCUCUUCUCUGCAAUGCAUGUCGAUCAUCCUCGUGUCUCAGCCGAUACCUACGUGGUAAGUGUUGCACUCAAGGCUUGUGGCCAAAGUUCCAACCUUUCGUUUGGAGAGUCUUUACAUGCUUUUUCCCUGAAAACUUCUCUGCUUAGCUCUGUCUUCGUGGGAAGUGCUUUAUUGGAUUUAUACAAAAGAACUGGAAUGAUCGACAAGAGCUGCAGAGUUUUCAGCGAAAUGCCUUUUAGAAAUACAGUAACGUGGACGACAAUCAUAACGGGUCUCGUUCACGCUGGUCGUCACAAGGAAGGGCUUAUGUACUUUUCAGAGAUGUCUAGGUUCAGAGAACUACCUGAUACUUUUACAUUUGCCAUUGCCUUGAAGGCUUGUGCCUGUUUGCGUCAGCUCAAAUACGGACAGGGGAUUCAUACUCAUGUGAUAGUCAAAGGCUUCGGUGCUGUUCUCUGCGUGGCUAACUCGCUCUUCACUAUGUACACUGAGUGUGGGGAAAUGGAAGACGGGCUGCGUUUGUUUCAAAGUAUGAGUGAGAGGGAUGUUGUUUCCUGGACAAGCCUUAUCACGGCGUAUAGCCGUAUAGGUCAAGAGGAAAACGCGGUCAACACAUUCUUAAAGAUGAGAAACUCUCAAGUGCCUCCCAAUGAACAAACGUUUGCGUCCAUGUUUGCUGCUUGCGCGAGUCUUUCCAGACUUGUUUGGGGUGAGCAGCUCCACGGUAAUGUUUUCUCUCUAGGGCUAGGAGAUUCUUUGUCAGUGAGUAACUCUAUGAUGAAGAUGUAUUCAACAUGUGGGAAGUUAGACUCUGCUUCUGUUCUGUUUCGAGGAAUGAGUUGCAGAGAUAUUAUUUCGUGGAGCACGAUUAUAGGAGGGUACUCUCAAGCCGGUUUUGUAGAAGAAGGUUUUGAGUAUUUCUCAUGGAUGAGACAAUCAGGGACAGAACCUACUGAUUUUGCUCUUGCUAGUCUGCUGAGUGUUUCAGGAAACAUGGCAGUUCUUGAGCAAGGCAGGCAAGUUCAUGCGCUUUCACUUUAUCUCGGUUUAGAACAGAACCCCACGAUUCGUAGUGCGCUGAUAACUAUGUACUCGAAGUGUGGAAGCAUCACAGAAGCUUCAAAGGUAUAUGAAGAAACCAAUAGAGCUGAUAUUGUUGCUUUGACAGCUAUGACCAAUGGAUAUGCAGAGCAUGGAAAGAGCAAAGAGGCUAUUGAUCUGUUUGAGAAGAGUCUAAUGAUUGGUUUCAGACCCGACACUGUAACUUUCAUCAGCGUUCUUAAUGCCUGCGCUCAUUCGGGACAGCUUGAGCUCGGUUUUCACUACUUCAACUUGAUGCAAGAGAAGUAUAACAUAAGUCCAGCCAAGGAACACUAUGGUUGCAUGGUUGAUCUGUUGUGCCGAGCAGGACGGUUAAGUGAAGCAGAGAAGAUGAUCGAUGAGAUGCCAUGUAAGAAGGAUGACGUAGUCUGGACCACGCUUCUAAGAGCGUGUACGGCCAAAAGAGACAUUGAACGUGGAAGAAGAGCGGCAGAGAGGAUUUUAGAGGUGGAUCCUACUUCUUCUACCGCACUCGUAACACUAGCCAAUAUAUAUUCAAGCACAGGGAAGUGGAAAGAGGCUGCAAUUGUGAGGAAGAGUAUGAAAUCAAAAGGAGUGACCAAAGAGCCAGGAUGGUCAUCAAUUUUGAUCAAGGAUCAGGUUUCAGCUUUCGCAUCUGGUGGUCAGUCACAUCCACAAAGUGAAGAUAUAUACAGUAUCUUGGAUAUAGUAGCAUUUGGUGCAGUAAAGAGAGGGUUUGGGUCAAUUCAAAUUUGUGAUUCUUAAAACAGAAGUGGUAAUGAUGAUUA